UUUUAGUACAUUUUUUAGUUGCAUGAGUUGGCACUCCUUCAAUAUGGUUUCGCGCUAAUUUUACUAAACAAAUUGUCGAAAUGUCGCUUAAAAAGGCUCUCGAUGAUUGCAAGAUUGAUUUCGAUCGCUGUGUGCUGGUCACCGACCUUCUGGAGGAGUACAAGCUGUCCUACAAGGAGGUGAACGAUGUGUUGGAGGCCUACAUCAAAGAUCAGGAACCUGCCAUAAAAUUCGAGAAGCGAUUUCUAGUCCAUGGCAAGCGUAAAACGCAAGGAUCCGAUUCCGGCGAAGAUCUGUACUCUGUGGUGAUGGAGAACAAGAUGCAGGAUUGGCUGGCCAAAGUCCAGGAUGCGGAGUCCCAGCUGUAUAGUGUGAAAAUUGCCGGUGGCACCAAAGCGCCGGCCGCGAUUUUUAAGCCCAUGCAGCAUAUGGAGGUGAAGUUGGCCAAGGUGGAGCAGCGUCCUGGAGCGGGAAAGACUGUGCCCAGUGCAAAUGGAGUGACCCCCAGCAAUGGAGUGAAAUCCCAACCCAAUAAAUCGGAGUCGUCCAAGUCUGUGGUUAAGUUAGAGCCUUCAAAAUCGUCACUUAAAGCAGAGACAACAAAGCCAGAGGCAGAGAAGUCGGCAGCCACCAAGAGCAAGUCCUCUCCGGAGACCAAGAAGACCUCGCCCAAGGAUCAGGCCUCUAAAGCCAAGCCUGCAGCGGUCAAAAAGGGCAGCAUAAAUAGCUUCUUCACAGCGGCGGCCAGCAAACCAAAGGAUGUCAAGGCAACGCCCAGCAAACCGGCUUCCGGCACCAUGGACAACUUCUUCAAGAAGCAACCGGCAGGGACAAACAAGUCGCCACCGGAAAGUGAAGAUAAAUCCAAGCAAGAUGCUCCCAAUCCAAAUAAAAAGGAAGCCGCGAAGAAGAAAUCCCCCAGUCCCACCAAAAAGUCCACAGCGGCAAACACUUCCAUGCAACUGUUCGACGAGGAGAGCGCCGCCGAAUCCUCCGACGAGGAGGAAAAGCUGGACAUGCUGCGGCGGAAGGUGAUCGAAUCGGACAACGAAUCCGAUCUGGAGAAGCCCGCGUCCUCCAAGCGGCGCCGCAUCAGCGACUCUGAGGACGAGGAGCAGCCACCCAAGAAGUCCGCCGAUGAAGAAGUCAUCACAGUGGACGAGGAAAUGGAUACGGAACCGGCCAAUGAAACCUAUCUGGACGAAGAUGGCUUCGUCAUCACGCAGCGAAAACCGGCCAAAGCCCAGCCAGUCAAGAAAAAGGUUUCCCCAAAGGCUGCAGCUCCCGUCAACAAAAAGAAGUCACCACCUUCAUCCGCCAAAGCUGGAAAGGAUGCGCCGAAAACCAAACAAGCCGGCAUCAUGAACUUUUUCACCAAGAAGUAAAAAUAAACGCAUGAGGAAGUUGGUAGAAUAAGGUUAAUGUUUAAGUAUGGAAACAGUUAAUGUUUGUAGUAAACUUAAAAAUUAUUUAAAAAAUGUCGAUUUCAGUUAUUGAAAAAUAUAUUUAUUUUGAUAUACCAUCAAACCCAUUGAGAAUACCAUAGUAAAAGGCAGCGUUUGUUGUUAAAAAGAA
This is a messenger RNA of Drosophila erecta, 1575 nucleotides long. RefSeq names its product nucleolar protein dao-5 (gene PolD3). The transcript has a single exon. Bases 81 to 1385 code for a protein of 434 amino acids. Lineage: Eukaryota; Metazoa; Arthropoda; Insecta; Diptera; Drosophilidae. The record is from RefSeq and is a predicted model, not a curated record.